UUUUUUUUUUCAGAAAACAAAUUCAGAAAGACAACAUCACGUUUCACUCCAACGGCACCGUGUCCUACAGGGAGUACAGGCGGUACUUCUUCGAGCCGAGCAUGUCCUCGGGGAACGAGUCCGACGUCGUCACGAUUCCGAACAUGCUGGUGCUGGGCGCCGCGGUGAUGAUGGAAAACAUGCCCUUCGCCGUGCGUUUGAUGAUCAGCGCCACCUUCAAGACUUUCAAAGAGGGGCCCUUCCUGACCAAGACGGUGGGGGAGCUGAUGUGGGGUUAUGACAGCGGACUGGUGGAUUUCCUCAAUAAAUACCUGCCCGGCAUGCUGCCCUCCUCGGGGAAGUUCGGCCUCUUUGCCGAGUUCAACAACUCCAACACUGGCCUGUUUACCAUCCACACCGGACAGGACGACAUCAGGAAAGUCCACAAAGUGGACUCCUGGAACGGCCUUACGGAGCUGCCCUACUGGAGGACGCCUCAGUGCAACAUGAUCAACGGAACAGCUGGACAGAUGUGGCCGCCCUUCAUGACCAGAGAGAGCACGUUACCGUUCUACAGCCCCGACGCCUGCAGAUCGAUGGAGCUCGUGUACCAGCGUGACGGAGAGAUGAAGGGUAUCCCUCUGUAUCGAUUCGUUGCACCGAAGACGCUGUUCGCCAACGGGACGGAUUACGCACCCAACGAGGGCUUCUGCCCCUGCAGGCAGUCCGGGCUGCCCAACGUCAGCAGCUGCAGGCACAACUCUCCAGUCUUCAUCUCUCAUCCUCACUUCUUUAACGCCGACCCCGUGCUGCUGGACUUCGUGCAGGGCCUCAAACCGACAGAGGAAGAGCACGGACUCUUCAUAGACAUCCACCCACUGACGGGCGUCCCCCUCAACGUGUCCAUCCGUCUGCAGCUCAACCUCUACAUGAAGAGAGUGUCGGCAAUCACAGAAACUGGCAAGAUUUCAGAGGUGGUGAUGCCGAUGAUCUGGUUUGAGGAGAGCGGCUACAUCGACGGCCCCAUCCUCAGCACCUUCCACACGAACCUGGUGGUCCUUCCUGCAGUGAUGGAGUACAUGCAGUACGCCUUCAUCGCCCUCGGCCUCGCUACGAUAGUCAUCGCUGCCCUGAUGCACCACAGGCUGAAGAGGAGUAAAUGUGAAGGUGGCACCACAUCAGAUGGACACACGAGCACUUCGACCGAAGAGAAAGACCCUCUACUACGAGACGACAUGGACUGACGCACACAUAAACACACUCACACACACCGUUGUGCACUCUCCGGCGUGCCGACGUUGCUCGAGCAUCUUGACCUGAAACUCUGACGCACGGUGCUCUGCUUUGCAUAUUUCAAUAAGACUUGUGCCAUAUUUUACUAUCCUGUAAAGUUUAUGACGCUCUCGGACUCAAAGACUCACUCUCACUGGUUUUAGUGUGUUUGUGUCGAGGCUGCCGGGGUUGAGACUGUUUCGUGUCUUUAAGACCGAACGACUGAAGAUGCUCUGUCAUUUAAAACCACUUUUUUUUUUUUUACAAACAAAAAAAAGAAAUUUCCAGUGUGUUCAUUUUUGCUCUGCUCCGUGUUCGACGAUCACCAGCCGUUGAUCUGAAACAUUUUAUAGUUUUAUCACAUCAUCAGUAGACAGUUACUGUGGUGGCUAUUUUUUACUGUGAUUUUUAAAAAAAUGUUUCUGCAUCAACAAGGGAACUAAACGGGCGGAGACUGUCAGGUGUACUGUAUUUCACAACCAUUGUGCCUUUAUCAGGGAGGAAACCUCUUUAUUCAGCUUACCUCCGGGUCCUGUUAUUUCACGUGCACUGUAGGAGUUUGAACUGAAGAUUCAAACACUCCUCUGUCAACCAGUGAGCUGAGCAGUGCGCACGCAUUCCUAUUUGUAUACUACUGUCUUCUGUAUGGGUGUGAAUGUAUGUUUUUGAUGCAGUUUGGUGUCAAAUGCCUCCUUUAUUAUAAAUAAGUGAAUGAAUGAAGAGAAACGUGGAGGUAAUAAAUGUUUCUUUGUUUAAAAUCCUA
Messenger RNA from Plectropomus leopardus (leopard coralgrouper), 2014 nucleotides. Lineage: Eukaryota; Metazoa; Chordata; Actinopteri; Perciformes; Serranidae. The record is from RefSeq and is a predicted model, not a curated record.